AAUAGAUCGUGCUUAUGUUUGUGUCAUUGUGCAGAUCCUUAGAACAUUAUUUUUGGACAGGCGGUUGAGUUGCUUACUGGAACAAGACUUGCCCAGUUCCUCCGAGCUUGGAGUCAUUAAUACCUAAUGAGAGAACUGAGACAACCAUGAAUCUGGUUUGCUCAAGUAUGUUCAUUGCGGCCCGCAGCAUGGUUCUUAAACUAGGGAGUUGUAGCGGGCGUAGCUAGUCAGGGUCAGCCAUGCCCCUGCAGUUGGAUGACCCUGUGCCGGACCAAAGUGGAAAGCAGCUUGAGGCAAUCCAUGCGGUGCAAGAUGAAAUCGACAGUUUCAUGCACCGGAUCAAGGAAAGGCUUUUCUGGUUGGAGAACCUGGUCCAAAACCAGGUAGACGACCAACUACGGCUACGGGGAGGGAGUCCUCUCGGAGAGAGACUAGUUUCACCCAGAGAUAGCAACAGCGAAGCUUCAAAUCUCACAGGUAACAGGAGAGAGCGUUCAGGGACUGUGGAUGACAUGAGGCAGCUACAGGAACCACAGGCCCUCACAGAGCACAGAGAAAAAAAGUGGGAAAGCACUUCAGGCUGGUACUGGCCUUUGGGCACGAUCAGUUCGCUUACCCAGACUACAAACUUUCUUGGUACAGGGAAGGAACUACGUUUGCAUAACCGGUGGAUGCAACUUUCGAUGCAGGCGGAGGAUUUGCUAGCAUUGUCAAAUUACCGCCGAAAUGGCUCGUCAACACUACGCUAUUCGCCUCACAAGCAUUCUGGCCUCUCAGCAGAGUUUGAAGGAGGCAGACAGGUGAUUUUUCACCCCUUGGGCAAGUUCAGAGUAGUGUGGGACCUUUGUGGCCUUUGCUUGCUGCUUGCAGAUAGCAUUCUGUUGCCCUUGUCGCUCGCAUGGGGUUGGCAGCAGGGAACAAAGAACACGGGCGAAAUUUUCUUGCUCACCGUGUUUCUGCUCUCCCUGGCCUUUUGGAGCCUAGACAUUGUGACGAAUCUCAACACUGCAUUCUACCUGCGUGGGCACUUGGUGCUCUCUCGGUGGUUGAUUGUCCGGCACUACCUUCAAACUUGGUUCAUAAUCGAUGCCGCCGUCGUGAGCCUGGACUAUGUUACGCUAGUCAACUUCAUUCAGGAAGCGGAGGAGAGUAGUUUUGGCAUAGUGCGCUUCAUCCGGGCUGCUCGGGCCUUUCGGCUCGUUCGGCUAUUGAAGAUGGCUCGCUUUGAUGACCUAAUGCAAGAGAUUGCUGCCUCAACAGGAAGACAGUGGAUUAUGCUAGUGGUGGCCAUUAUCAACUCUACCGUUGCAAUCUUGCUAGUUGCCCACGUAAUGACAUGCUUCUGGUUCGGCCUGGGCCGCUCUUUGCUAAUGGACCAGAAGAACAAUUGGCUUACAUUUACGGAAAUUGAUGGUUCAACACCCUGGAUCCAGUAUUUACACUCAUUUCGUUAUGUGAUGGAUGCGCCGUCACCACCAAUGAUUGACGUAGACAGCAGAGAUGAGCGCUUCUUUGACAUUCUCAUCACAAUUUUCUGCUUUGUGGUGAUUGGCACAGGCAUUUCGAAGAUUUCAGGAACCAUGGUAGAGCUACGAAGCAUGAACGAAGCCAAGACCAAGCAACGCUGUGAGAUCCGCCAAUACCUUCACAGCCAAGAUGCCUCCUUAGAAUUGGUCUCAAGAGUAAUGAAAUUCGUGGACUACAAAUUGGACAAGAUGAUGCCCACCACCUUUGAUAGCACCUUGAUUUCCCACACCUUGCAAACAGAGCUCUCAGUCAACCAGAGAUCAGCAUAUAUAGAGCAAGUGCCAAUAUUUUCUUUGACCCUAUCGCUCUAUCCUGACGUGUUCUCAAGUGUUUGCGUGGUUCUGAAGAAGGUGGUUUGCGAGAACCAAGAGGAGGUCUUUGUAGCUGGUGCUUUGUCGACUUGUAUGUACAUAACUGCCACGGGUGAGUACACGCUUGUAGAGGGGUACGACUUGUCCAUUGAACCGAAGUAUCUAAAAGGUGUGAACAGGCUGGAGGAACUCGCUUUGUACGUUGAUGCCUUGGCUCACCAAUCAUCUUUGAUUGCUACAACUUUUGCUGAGAUGUUCACCCUGGAUGGUGACAACUUGGUGAACUGCCUUCAGAAUUCUCCCAGCUGCGCUGCGAUGUUCUUCGAGUAUGCCAAAGAGUUCACUUCAGCCGUGAAGAGGGCAGGCGGCAGACCGGAUUUCCAUGAGCAAGCUGUGCUCGCCGAGCGUGCCUGCAAGAAAACCCAAAUCUACCAAGAUUUAUACCCAGAGCAGGACACGCGUUUGGACAAAAUUGAUCUCAGUCACAUCAAUGCUGCAAACGUGGAGUCCCCGGAGGCAUUCCCAUUCCGGACGAAUACGGCGAGCCGGUCCUUCUUCGGUGAUCAUGAGCUGCAAGUGAUUGACGAAGUUGCAGACGAGGCCAAGCAUGAGAUCAGUAGCGAGUGUCACAAUAUACAGUGGAUGAUCGAGGAAGGUUGGAAACAAGACUUGCAUAUCAAUUCGUUGCCAUCGCAGCUGCAAAACUGCCUUCCAGAGUUACAUCCUACUGAUGGCCCACACGCUAUUUUUGAGCAGCCAGUUGAGCGGGAUCGUGCAGAGUCAUCAUGCAUGUGCACCCUUGCAUUGAUCCACAACCGCUACGACAUUUUCACCAUGCCACAACCGCCUGCAGCGAAGCUGUUGGAGAAGCAAUGGCAGAUACUUCAGCAUAUAGUCAAGUGGCUCCAGCCAACGAAUGAGAAGAUCCAUGCAGUUCUAGUUCUCUUGGCCAUCCGCUCCCUGGGCAAAUCAAAAGCUGUGUCUAGUCAGAUAGCUUUGAGUGAGCGGAGCCCGGAACAUGUGGUGCUUGCUUUGAUCGAUGAGUACCAAAAUGUUGUUCCCUCAGUCAAAGGGCUGAGCGAUGUGGGCAUAACUUACGCAAAGGGCGCCUUGAGGUUGCAUUCAAUGUUCAAUUUGGCACAGAUGUUGCAGGGUGAAAAUGUACCCGCCAAUGUUUGCCAGCUACAAGAAAGCAUCAAAAGGGAUGGAGUGGAGGCCUUGCGCUUCUACAUACUGUUCUUGCUGGGCUUUAUGAGCGGCUUGAAUGCUGGGCGUGGAUCAAAGUUCCUCACAGCAAAACGAGCGGAAAGCUUCAUCGAGGGAGUCCGGGUCCUGAAGUACUUGCUUGAUGCAGCCCCCUGCGGAAUAUACUGGGGCUUCUUGACAGCUCGUGCCCACAGCCUCGGUGUUCCUUGCCAGACUGCUGAGGAGCUGGUGCUAAUUCGACUUGCUUGUCUUGCGCGAGUGGAGGAUCGCAGCGCAUACCGGCAGCUAGAGGUCAAAUGGCCUCGAGGAUCUUCCGAUCUUCCCCUGGAAAACUAGACUUGGACACCUUGCGACAUCGCAAUUGGAAUCUUAGCCUGGAUCACCGCUGUAGCCCAGCAACCCUUGAAGCCUUCUCUUUGCUGUUCUACCAGCCACAUGGCGCAUCUGGUGAACUAGACGAUGAAUGCUGGGCUUCCUUGGGAUCAGGGGAGAGAUCAACGCUCUUGCACCACUUCUUAGCAGAUGGGAUCGAGGACACUGCCUUCGUCUUUGAAUUCUUACCCGACUGUGUGGCCAAUGCAGUGCGCAAUCCAAACAUUGGCUUGACAUGUCUUUUGGAAAUACUAGUUUGCCUCUUGAACAUGCUUCAGCCAGCGGCACCUGGCAUGCUUGCAAAUAUGGAAAACUGCAAGGUCAUUUUUGUGAAUCUUGCCGACAUGAGCGAGUUCAUUGCUUGUGUGCGAAACCGCUUCGUGUUUGAGACGUGCGUCUCACGCUGCAAAGUACGAUUUACAGGGGGCAGAGUACUUUUGGAGAUGACAGGUAGCAAUUGGGCGCGAGUGAAUGAGCCAAACUCGGAUAUCACAAGCCUCGCCUACAGCGUGAAGGAUGUGUUGCAGAAGCAACGUACAUUGGAAACUCAGCUUUUGCAAAGAAUGGGAGGACCGCUACAGCAACGGGUUAUUGAAACCUGGGGAGUCUAAAUCAAAGAGGUGGUGGAACUGCGCAAUGCACGCAUUCUACUGUGUAUGUCACAGGCCAUGAUUUGUCCUUGCGAAAAAUGUCAAUCCUGCUGCUUUCAUGUGGCUAAAUGUGCAUUCUUUUCCAAAAAAGCUGCUGGCUGCAGACUGGAAACUCAAUUCUGCAAAGCUGGCACUUUGCACCACAGCCUUGGCAUUGCAUCACUUCGUUUCAGGUACUGUACAUGUGAUAUUUUCUCCAAGUGGUGUCCAACGUAUAUAUAUAUAUAUAAUUAUACAUACAUAUUAAUAUGUAC
This is a messenger RNA of Durusdinium trenchii, 4320 nucleotides long. Lineage: Eukaryota; Dinophyceae; Suessiales; Symbiodiniaceae. The record is from the annotation of a GenBank genome assembly.